GUCGUACAGUGUCUGAGGACUGCCAGGGGGAGAUGUUGGAGUACCGUAGGAUGCUGAUAGAGGAUUUCUCUCUGAGUCCAGAAAUAGUGCUCCACUGUAGAGGGGAGAUCGAGACCCACUGCUCCGGACUCCACAGGAAAGGACGUACCCUCCACUGUCUGAUGAGGGUGGGCCGGGGGGACAAGGGAAGCACAGUGGACGGACUCUGUCAGAGCGCGCUCCAGACCUUGAUCCAGUCAGCUGAUCCUGGAUCAGACUACAGGAUAGACCGGGCCCUGAACGAAGCCUGCGAGUCUGUUAUCCAGACGGCCUGCAAACACAUCCACAGCGGGGACCCCAUGAUCCUGUCUUGCCUGAUGGAGCACCUGUAUACAGAGAAGAUGAUGGAGGACUGUGAACGCAGACUACUGGAGCUGCAGUACUUCAUCUCUAGAGACUGGAAACUGGACCCCAUCCUGUAUAAGAAGUGCCAGGGUGACGCUGCCCGGCUGUGCCACACUCACGGCUGGAAUGAGACCAGCGAGCUGAUGCCACCUGGUGCCGUGUUCUCGUGUCUCUAUCGCCAUGCCUACCGCACCGAGGAGCAGGGACGACGGCUGUCUCGUGACUGUAAGGUAGAGGUACAGAGGAUCCUCCACCAGAGGGCGCUAGAUGUGAAACUAGACCCUGAUCUCCAGAAGCGCUGUUUGACUGACCUGGGGAAGUGGUGUAGUGACAAGACUGGCACAGGACAGGAGUUGGAGUGUCUGCAGGACCACCUGGAAGACCUGCUGUCAGGGUGUGGAGAGGUGGUCGGCAACCUGACAGAGCUGCAGUCUGAGGACAUUCAUAUUGAGGCCCUGCUGAUCCGGGCCUGUCAGCCUGUCAUCCAGUCUCACUGCCAUGAUGUAUCUGAUAACCAGGUGGAUACAGGGGAUGUGAUGGAGUGUCUGGUUCAGAACAAACACCAGAAGGAGAUGAACAGCAAGUGUACCGUGGGAGUGACACACUUCCAGCUGAUCCAGAUGAAGGACUUUCGUUUCUCCUACAAGUUCAAGAUGGCGUGUAAAGAGGACGUGCUCAAGCUCUGCCCCAACAUCAAGAAGAAGGUGGAUGUAGUGAUCUGUCUCAGUACUACAGUGAGGAAUGACACUCUGCAGGACGUCAAGGAGCAGCGUGUCUCUCUCAAUUGUCGCAAACAACUCAGAGUACAGGAGCUGGAGAUGUCAGAGGACAUUCGUCUGGAACCGGAGCUGUAUGACGUGUGUAAGACGGACAUCGGGCGUCUCUGCUCCAACGUGGUGUUCGGUAAUGCUCAGAUGAUGGAGUGUUUAAAGGAGAGGAAGAAGCAGCUGUCUCAGCAGUGUCACCAGAGGGUGUUUAAACUACAGGAGGGAGAGAUGCUGGAUCCAGAACUGGACUACCAGCUCAUGAGGGUCUGCAAGCAGAUGACUAAGCGGUUCUGUACAGAUGUGGAUGCUAAGAACAUGCUGCAGUGUCUGAAACAGAACAAGAACUCUGAACUGAUGGAUCCCAAGUGUAAACAGAUGAUCACCAAGAGACAGAUCACACAGAACACAGACUACAGGUUGAACCCAAUAUUGAGAAAGGCCUGUAAGGCAGACAUCCCUAAAUUCUGUCAGCCAAUCCUGAACAAGGCCAGUGAUGACAGUGAACUGGAGGGCCAGGUGAUUGGUUGCCUGAAGCUGAAAUACGCCGACCAGCGUCUGUCUCCAGACUGUGAGGACCAGAUCAGAGUGAUUCUGCAGGAGUCGGCGCUGGACUACAGACUGGACCCCCAGCUACAGAUCCACUGUGUUGAGGAGAUCCCCGGUCUGUGUGCGGAGGAGGCAGUGGCCCAGGAGCAGACAGGUCAGGUGGAGGAGUGUCUAAAGGCCAACCUGUUGAAGAUCAAACAUGACUUGUGUAAGAAGGAGGUGCUGAACAUGUUGAAGGAGAGCAAGGCAGACGUCUUCGUUGAUCCUGUCCUCCACACGGCCUGUGCCCUUGACCUCAAACACCAGUGUGCUGCUGUCACGCCGGGCAGAGGACGCCGUGAGUCCCGCCCACCUGUCUGUUCACAGCCAAUGACAUGAGUCCCGCCCACCUGUCUGUUCACAGCCAAUGACAUGAGUCCCGCCCACCUGUCUGUUCACAGCCAAUGACAUGAGUCCCGCCCACCUGUCUGUUCACAGCCAAUGACAU
Messenger RNA from Oncorhynchus keta (chum salmon), 2184 nucleotides. Its product is annotated as Golgi apparatus protein 1-like. Lineage: Eukaryota; Metazoa; Chordata; Actinopteri; Salmoniformes; Salmonidae. Gene Ontology annotation, cellular component: Golgi membrane. The annotation marks the transcript as partial. Gene Ontology annotation, molecular function: fibroblast growth factor binding. The transcript is spliced from 14 exons. The record is from RefSeq and is a predicted model, not a curated record.